AACUGUGGGACAAACUGAUGCUCAGAUUUACAAUUUAAAACCAAAAAAGAUUAGUGAAAUUUAGAGUAGUGGUUUAGUGGUAGUGGUACUUGUGAUCGAUCUAAACCGUGACCUCUUAACCUGUGCGAUGAGUAACGUGGAGAUACCAGCUGGUUUAAAAGAGCUGCUGCAAGGAUACACAGUGGAGGUGCUUCGCCGCAGGCCGCCUGAUUUGGUUGAAUUUGCGGUGCAGCAUUUUACGCGAAUUCUGGAGGGUCAAAGAAAAGACCAAAGGGCCAAGAAACGCAGCACCAAACCUGCACGGAAAGGAGUGACCUUUGAGACAAAGUCAAAUAAAACCAACAAGGACAAAGAGGAAGAGGAGGAGGAGGAAGACACUGUUAAGUGCACCACCGGUAAAUACAGCCGCAGAGUUUCAGUGUGUGCAGAGGCGUACAACCCCGAUGACGACGAGGACGAUGACUCGGAGCCUCGGGUUGUGCAUCCCAAAACAGACGAGCAGCGCCGCAGACUUCAGGAUGCGUGCAGAGAUAUUUUGCUGUUUAAAACACUGGAGCAG
Molecule: messenger RNA, 559 nt
Organism: Plectropomus leopardus (leopard coralgrouper)
Lineage: Eukaryota; Metazoa; Chordata; Actinopteri; Perciformes; Serranidae
Source: RefSeq, a predicted model, not a curated record